CUCCCUGCUCGCCUGCGUCUCACCCUCCUAGCUUUGUGCCCGGGGUGCCGAACUGCUGCUGGGUCCGCCACCGACGCUCUGCCGCUUGCUGCCCCUGGUAGGGGCACAGUUAUAUUUGAGGGCCAUGUCUUGCCACCUCAAUUCGGAAAGCCACCUGGAUCCAGGCCCCAUCUAUGUCCGAGAAAAUGGACGGCUGCACAUGGUCAGCCUGGCUCUGAAUGGCGUCAGGAGUGGCCUGCGGCAACCCAAGCCUUUCGGACUGUUUUCCAAAGGCUUUUCGGUUGAGCUGUGCAUGAACAGGGAAGACGACACUGCCCAGAAGGAGAAAACGGAUCAUUUCAUCUUCACGUACACCCGGGAGGGCAAUCUCCGCUACUCUGCCAAGUCACUCUUCAGCCUCGUCCUGGACUUCAUCUCCGACAACAUUGACCAUGUCGAUUCCCUCAUUGGCUUUCCCGAGCAGAUUGCUGAGAGACUGUUCUCUGCAGCCGAAGCCAGACAAAAGUUCACGGAGCCGGGCACAGGGCUGAGGGCCUUGCGGAAAUUCACCGAGGCCUACGGGCGUCUGGUGCUCUGCUCCCUAUGUCUGCGGGACAGGUGUCUGGUGAUUUCAGAGAAACUCGAGGAGAUAAAGUCCUUCCGGGAGCUUACCUGCUUGGAUCUUUCCUGUUGCAAGCUUGGAGAUGAGCAUGAGCUUCUAGAACACCUCACCAAUGAGGCUCUGUCUAGUGUCACUCAGCUCCACCUGAAGGAUAAUUGUUUGUCUGACGCCGGGGUGCGGAAAAUGACAGCACCCGUUCGCGUGAUGAAACGAGGCCUUGAAAAUCUAACACUAUUAGACUUAUCUUGUAACCCUAAGAUCACAGAUGCAGGAAUUGGAUACCUGUUCUGUUUUAGAAAGCUAAACUGCUUAGAUAUCUCUGGGACAGGGCUCAAGGAUGUAAGCGCCAUCAAGCACAAGCUGCAGGCCCGCAUGGGCCUCGUCCUCUCCCAGGUGUCUCUGAAGGAAUUCGAUCACACUAACUGCAAGACCGAGGGCUGGGCCGACCAGAUUGUCCGGCAGUGGGAGCGCCUGACAGUGAAACCCCUGAAGAAAGCGGCUGUUGCGGAGCCUCGAAAGACAGCUCAGUACUUCUAUGGAAACCGCUUCCUGGCCGAGGCCUCUUUACGAUGUGCCCUGGACAACACCUGCCCGUAUGCCAAUGAGAAGCUCCAGUUUCGGAAAGAGAAGCCUGCAGAGGCCCGGGGGCCAUUGUUGAACUGUGACACUGCCAUCUCAGUGCACGAGCCCCAGAAGAGCAAGAAGAGGACUUUCGAGGAGUCAGAGAAGGAGCCGAGUAACUCCCCACAGGCUGCCAAGCAGAAGUAUGUGUGCCUCACUGUGCAGGACUGGGACCUGCUAAAUUCUUACUGAUGGGCAGCUGCGUGCAGCCCUGUUGCCCAAAACCCUAGUGAAAGAGAAGGCAUGGCUGAGGGUUUCCUUUGUGUUUGAUGUUACCUGUGGCAUUGGCAUAGCAAACAGAUAUUUCUACUUUUGUGGUAGGGAAGGGAAAUGCUAUGGAGGUAUGUUAAUAAUUUGUAAUGUAUAUUUUCAAUACAUAGUAAUUUUUUCAAAUAAACUUUUUUGCUGU
Molecule: messenger RNA, 1631 nt
Organism: Ochotona curzoniae (black-lipped pika)
Lineage: Eukaryota; Metazoa; Chordata; Mammalia; Lagomorpha; Ochotonidae
Gene: LRRC42
Product: leucine rich repeat containing 42
Exons: 8
Coding region: 125-1414 (429 amino acids)
Molecular function (GO): protein binding
Source: RefSeq, a predicted model, not a curated record